Scatophagus argus is the source of this 2777-nucleotide messenger RNA. RefSeq lists its product as uncharacterized. Gene Ontology annotation, molecular function: serine hydrolase activity. The record is from RefSeq and is a predicted model, not a curated record. NCBI's taxonomy places the organism in Eukaryota, Metazoa, Chordata, Actinopteri, Scatophagidae. Bases 422 to 1267 code for a protein of 281 amino acids. The transcript has 4 exons.
AGCCUUGAGUUAAUGGUCCAGUACAGGAGCAGAGGCAUUACAUUAGAUUCCCUAACUGGUUAGACCAGGCAAACCAGUUUUCUCUAAACAAGGAGUUCGUUUCCAAAGGAGGGCAGCAGUGCCCAUGCGAUGCGGCGAACAGCCAACUGAGGAUACAAACACACGGAUGAAGAAGGAGAAGAGGACGCUAGGGGGCAGCUUUCAUUACGUCAACAUCAGUAUGAGUGGAGACCGACUUUGUUGACUUUGGAUUUGUGCUCACUUGAAGAGAGUUAGUUUGUCUUCGUCAUCUGAAACUACUGGCAGCAAUGCGCUUUCAAAGAGCUCUUCUCCUUUAUUAGAGCAUCACUGGCACACACUUGAAAACAGGCACUCGUGUUGCUUUUAAGUGAUCCUCUGGAACAUCCUGAUAGCAGCUGCUAUGUUGGGCAGGACAGCCCUGAGCCUAGGCGUUACUGCCCACCGCCUCGGUAAAAAUGUCACUUUUUACAUAAAUGAACUGGCGACUCCGGCCUCGGGAUGCCGGACCCAAGCCUCCGAGGACCACAAACCCCUGAUGUUGAUGCUGCCGUGGUUGGGUUCGCGUCCCCAGGCUGUGGCGAAGUAUUGUGAAAUCUACUUCCGCACCGGCUUUGAUGUGCUUGUGGUAGAAAGUGAGGUCCAAGAGUUCCUGUGGCCUCGCUGGGGUCUAGAUCACGGAAGGAGGUUGCUGGAGUUGCUCCAGAGUGAGCGCUUUGUCUCGCGCCCCCUGCUUGUCCAUGCCUUCUCUAUCGGGGGCUUCACAUUUGCUCAGCUGCUGGUGCAUCUGUCCCAGGACGUGCAGAAAUAUCAGGAGCUCAUACAGAGGAUCAAAGGUCAAGUAUAUGAUAGCUUGGUGGUGGGCUCUCUGGAGACAAUGGCCAUAGGUCUCGGUAAGACUGUUUUUCCACAAUGGGAGACACUCAUAAAACAUACGAGCCUGCUGUAUUUCAGCAUGUUCAAACGCCAAACAGUGGACUACUUUAACACAAGCAUUGAUGCGUUUCGGAACAGUCCCGUCACUGCUCCUGCGCUGUUCUUCUUUUGUGAGAACGAUCCAAUGAGCGACCCACGAGCUAUGGAGGAACUGAUCGACCAUUGGCGGAAGCGCGGGGUGAACAUCACAGCCAAAAACUGGGAGGAGUCAACACAUGCAGGUCACCUAAAGAGGCACCAACAAGAGUAUCUGACCACCCUGAACACUUUCUUUCACUCGCUGUCCAUCGGCCCGCUGAAGGCCAAGAUGUGAGAUGGUUUCAUCACACAACAUAGUGAUUAACUUGACUUUGCUUGUUUUCUGCUUAAUCUAAAAUGCUUAACGCUUAAUCUAAUACAUACUGUUACAGUGUGUUCAUUAUAAUGAUAAUAAUAAUAAACCUUAUUUAUUACAGAGCUUUUCAAACAGUUACAGAGUGCUUUAAAAGUUUAAAACACAUUUAACACAUAUGGAUUGAGUCAUAUUAAACAAUAGAAAUACAAAGAAUGGGAAAAAAACCCCAGCAAUAACAAUAUAUGCUCAUAAUAAAAUGAAUGAGUGAUUUUGGCAAUAAGACAGUGUGCUAGAAUUAAUAAAAAUCUUUUGUGAAAAGAUACAUUUCAACAAGUGGUUUAAGAGAUGUGGGUGACUCUGCAAGACCCUGUGUCUGGGUAGGGACUUCCAGAGCCGAGGGGACCUUCAUCGUGAAAGCCCAGUCAUCUUUGGUCUUCAGCUGGGACUCUGGAAGAUCCAGCAGAGCCCUGGCUGAGGGUCUGAAGUUGCACCAUGGCUGAUAGGGGAGCUAAACCAUGACACGCUUUAAAGGUGAACAGUAAAAUGUUCAGUUGCGCCUGUAACUAUCCCUGUGAACAGAGAUAGUUACAAGCACAAUUGCUCUUGGCAUUGUGAACUAUGGCAAGACAGUUCAUUUAUAUAGCACAUUUUAUUACAGGUUAUUGCAGGUCCAGCAACAAGUGUGAUGAGAAUAUAUUUGCUAACUGAGAUGAACACACAUCUGUUGUUAUGCUUCCAUUCUGGCGAUAGCUGUGAGCAUCAUCUUACUAUGUUUUCCAUCCGUCUGCAUGGCUCUUCCUCCCCUUUUUUUGUAAAUGUGAUAUCUCAGGAAAGCCUGGAGGGCACAAACAUCCACUUAGACUCAAGGAUGAGCUUGAUGAAUUUUGGACAAAUUCAUAUGCAAAUGAUGAAGUGUGUGUGGUUUACAGCUACAGGUCAUACUCAAGAUCAAAACUGAUUUGUACUUGUGUCUUUGAGAGAAGAUUUUAUUUCAGCCUUUAAUAUUUACACAAACAGCUCCAGGGACCAUUGAUUAUUUUAAUGGUCUGCCAUAGCUUAGAGGAAUAUUUAUUCUUUCACAAGAAAUUCCACCAUGUUGGUGUUCAUUGAUGGUGUUUAACAAAACACAUCCAGGAAUUCCAGAUGGCAUAAUGAGCCUCGGUUGUAUCUGUAGAAAUGAACGGUGCUAUAACAAACUACCAAAAUGUCAGAUGAUGAGUUAGACUUGAAAACUGUUGAUGUCUUGUAAAGACUGGCAUAUGGUCAUUAUGAAGUUUUACAAAUAAAUGAGAUUUCUGUUGAAGUGGUUGCCCAACAUGAAGCUGUGCCUCUGAUAUUGUAAAACUUUGUGCGUGGUAACUUGAGACUUUGAUGCGUGCAUGAAACCACAAGUGCUUUUCUGCUUUGUGCAAUUAAAACACAAACAUUUUUGUAAAGAUGUUCUAUGUGUAGCUUGAAAAAUAAAUGUGAAGGCAUAUUGUUGAAGGUA